CUCAUUUUAAUUCGGUUACAUAACGCUAUGAUAGUCGAUAGCUUUUUUAAAAAUCAAACAAAGUAAGCUUUUACACUCUGUAUUUCACGGCUUAAACGACAUCGUAAACGAAGGAGAAAUUCAAAACCAGCGACUAUGUCACCGGAUGUCACUGCUGUGAAAAGCCUGGACCGGUCUUUGUGAAGGACUUCAGCAGGAAGUGCCUUCCGCUGUGGAAGUGAAGGGCUGCCAUUUUACCGAGCUUACGAUUAUCUCAAGCUCAGUCAUAGAGAGACGAAGAGCAUCUGUCAACAGCAAUCUGUAAGACUCGCCACAGAUUCCAAACUGCAUUUAGGUCAUCUUGCUUUCUUGCCCUGAAUUUUCCUCCAUCCAUCGAUCCACCAACUCUGGACCGGCUUUCUGAUCCCUGCUACAGCAAAGCAACCCCUCAGCAUGAGGCCAUGUUUAACCAUCAGGAUGCACCAGGAGCGAUAAAUGGGGAUCAAAGUGAUCCAGCUCACCUCAAAGUCCCACCAUGAAAACCUUCUGGCUUCCCUGCAUCACAUGAGGAUGCAGGGACAACUGUGUGACAUAACGGUGCAGGUGGACUACCUGGGAGAUGUGGAGGAGUUUCAGGCCCACCAGCUGAUUCUGGCUGCGUCCAGUGGAUACUUCCAGAAGAUUCUCCUGUCUCAGGAUGCAAACCAAGCUAAGUUGCUGCUCUCAAACAUGCGCUCGAGCGAUUUCUCGAAGUAUCUGGAGUUUGUCUACACUGGUAAAAUAGAGGUCGCCAGGAACAAGAUUGGCGACGUUCAAGAAGUGGCGCGAUUAUUAAAUUGUGAGAGUUUGUCGGUGGUUUGCAGUGAUGCCUUGAGUGCUGGAGUUCUGGAAAGGCCCAAAAGGAAAACCUGUGGCUCCAAAGUCAAAGAUGGAGGUGAAUUACAUGGUGCUGAGAAAGAGAAAGUUGAAGCAAAGACGCAACAUCUGAAGCGUCAGCUCUCUCCACCGAGCCCUGAGAAACAAGACGGUAAAAAAAAGGUAAAAACUGUUCAAAGGAAAACAACAAAGCAAGGAAGAAAGCUGAAACUGAAGCUGGCGGGCCGUAAAGUGCUCCAGAGGCGCUUGCGUUACUCUUCGAAAGAGGAUCCCAAGGAUAAAAACCAAACGAAUGAGUCUGAGGAAAGAAUUGAAGAAGAAUCCGGACCAGAGAAUGAAGAAGACAUAAACGAGGAGAAUGAGGUGCAAGACAAUGUUCAGGGCGGAGCCUCUGAUGAAUUGCAUGAUUGGGACUUUGAAGAAGAUGCACAGAGUAAUGAUCCUCAAGAUCCGUUAUUUAUGGAGGAGGAGGAGGAUGACGACGAAGAUGAGGAAGGAGAGUUUGAAGAGAAUGUUAAAAGGCUCUCCAAGGCCCAGUUCAGCUGUAACAAGUGCCAGCGGACUUUUCAUUAUGAGAAGAGCUACUUGAAGCACAUCAGCACGUACCACGGUGUGAAAGCACACGUCAUCCACCGCUGUGAGACGUGCAUGCAGACCUUCGCAAACGGCAGCAAUCUGAAGAUCCACGAGAAGCAUGUGCACAGCAACGAGAGGCUUUUCGCCUGCGAUUCCUGCACGAAGACCUUCAAACGGAAGAAGGAUGUCGUGCGCCACAAAAGACAGGUACAUGAAAGAAAUAUGAGGCACGUGUGCUCCGAAUGUGGGAAGUCCCUCAGCUCCAAAGCCGCCUUGUUGCUGCACGAGAGGACGCACACGGGCAUGAAGCCGUAUGAGUGCACCGUCUGCGGGGCCAGGUUUACACAGAACUCUGCCCUCAAGAUGCACCACAGGACUCACACAGGAGAGAAGCCAUUUGCAUGUGAUCAGUGUGACGCCCGGUUCUCUCAGAAGCAUAUGCUGGCUUAUCAUAAGAGGUCACACACGGGAGAAAAACCUUUCAUGUGCGAGUCCUGUGGGAAAAGCUUCGCGUCCAAAGAGUACCUGAGGCAUCAUUCCAACAUCCACACAGGCUCUAAGCCAUACAAGUGUGAGCACUGUGGUAGAGGCUUCGCCCAGAGGAACUCUCUCAAUCAGCAUUUAAAAAUUCAUACGGGUGAGCGUCCGUACAGCUGUAAAGUCUGUGAUAAACACUUCACCCAGCUCAAUGCGCUCCAGAGGCACCAGCGGAUUCAUACAGGAGAGAAGCCCUACAUGUGUGGGCUCUGUAAACGCACCUUCACUGACAAAUCCACCCUGCGCAGGCACACCAUGAUCCAUGGUUCGGAUACUCCGUGGAAAACCUACCUGGUUGUCCUGGAGGGAAACGUGGAGGAGAAGAAGCCCAAGUCUCCUACAAAAGAAAAGACAGAAAAGGGAGGGACCGAGGAAAAAUUGAGCACAACUACCAAAAGUUCUAGUUCUGCAGGUGCUGGGACUGUGAUUCCAAGUUCUGCUAAUGAUGCAAGCAAAACCAGCACAGAAACAGUGGUGAUUCCAUCUGAGACGGUUACUCUCCCAGCUGACUGGGCCAGUCACGGAACCAUCGCUCUGGUUAGCCACGGGGGUGUCGGCGCUAUUGCAGUUAUCCACACUGAGGUCCCACCUGGGACGCAGAUUCAGCCCAUCGUGGCCACCAGCAGCACAGGCGCUAUUUCAUUAGAUGGUUCGGCCAUCGCAGUCCCCUUUUCUAUACCAGUAUCAGUAGCUCAGGCGCUGACCUCUGAGGGUCCUUCCAGCUCUCUGUCUGUUCCCACCCUCUCUGUCCCUGUUUCUGAGACCUUGUUGGCUUCAGUGUCAGACAUCUCAACUGUCUCUGCAACAUCUUUGCUUGAAGCAGCUGCCACACAGACCGUUUUUGCUCCAGCUUCCCUCUCCGGGACUGAUACAUUACACCCCGACAUAGAGACUGUGAUCGUUGGGGAUGAGGUUUGUAGAACGGAGCAGAGAGCAGAUGAAGCAGAAACCACCAAAGAUCAAAAUGAAGUGUAGAAGAAACUUUCUCGACUUUCUGAUCAAGGUUUUUGUGGCACAUCGCUGUUCACACAGCAUCAAUGACAGGUAAAACGGUGCAGCUAACAUUGCUUCUUCUCUUCCUCUCCACUGAUCCUUAGAGAUCUUCACUAACAACCAAAAUGGAACUAUGUACAAACAAUCUAUUGUUACUUGAUGCAUCAUUUUUAGGUUUUGCAACCAUCUGAUGAAUCGUAGUCAUGAUUUUCAGGCCAGUGUUUAAUAAUCAUAAAUAUGAUCUGAGUUUGUCAUUUAACUGUCACAUUGAACUGCAUUGAAAACAAAAUGCUAUCGACUUGUAUUUUGUUGUGAUUACUAUACUAGCUAUAAAACAUGGUUUUAACUUGUAUAUUACUACUGCAUACAUGAGAAUUAGGAUUACUGUGUCCAUUAAAUUUAUCAGGCAAAUCUGA
Molecule: messenger RNA, 3377 nt
Organism: Girardinichthys multiradiatus
Lineage: Eukaryota; Metazoa; Chordata; Actinopteri; Cyprinodontiformes; Goodeidae
Gene: gzf1
Product: GDNF-inducible zinc finger protein 1
Exons: 9
Coding region: 475-2943 (822 amino acids)
Biological process (GO): regulation of transcription by RNA polymerase II
Cellular component (GO): nucleus
Molecular function (GO): DNA-binding transcription factor activity, RNA polymerase II-specific; RNA polymerase II cis-regulatory region sequence-specific DNA binding; protein binding
Source: RefSeq, a predicted model, not a curated record